AUGUGAGUGUCAAAGAGCAAGGUGAGCGUGUGUAUGUGCAGUGUGUGUGACGGAAUAUAGAGAUAUUUUGUUUUGUACUGUUUGCUUAAACAUAAAAGACGAUAAAUAUAUAUAAUUAGUUAGAAAUGUCCUACCUGGCCAGUUUCAAUAAUGAUAGUGCAAAGCAAAUUCUUAUGGAUAUAAUACGCACAGUGAAUCAACCUGAAAACUCUAAAAAACUAUCCGAAGCAAAAGCGUCAGCGGGCAAAGAAAUGAUUCUAAUGAUGCAGCAUGUCUUCCCACUGGUCAUGCAGUUGCAGCUGGAGGUAAUCAAGCUGCACGGCUUUCCCGGCAAUCGUGAGGGGCUCGUCCAGUUCUCGCAGCUCAUACGAGAAAUGGAGCGCGACGACAUGGAAAUCGCACGCCUGCGCAGCCAGAUUCGAGCUAUUUACUUGCCACCUAUAGCUAUUAACACUACCAACGAUAUACUCAUCUGAAUGGUCUAUUCUCUGAGCACAUUAAAGAGACUGCAAUAGUAUUAAGUA
This is a messenger RNA of Drosophila mojavensis, 524 nucleotides long. Its product is annotated as protein C10. NCBI's taxonomy places the organism in Eukaryota, Metazoa, Arthropoda, Insecta, Diptera, Drosophilidae. Gene Ontology annotation, biological process: post-embryonic development. Bases 126 to 476 code for a protein of 116 amino acids. The record is from RefSeq and is a predicted model, not a curated record. The transcript has a single exon.